AUAAACGCACGAGAUCAUUUUUAAUUUCAGUUCAACCGCUCACUUGUUUUUGGGGUCCUUCGAUGUUGACGUGACGUGCGCCAGCUGUCACGGGAGCUAGCCAGGAUGCUAGCUGUUGCGGCUUGGGUUUUCCCUUUUGUCGUUGACAUUUUCAUGAUUUUAUAAUUUCUCUCUACCUCGAUAUCGUUAGGGGGGUUAUACGGAUUUCAGUAGAUGCCAAAUUCAGCCGCGUUUGGCUGCUUUGCGCGCGAGUUUGACCGUCUCCAGGGUGAAGAGGUGAGCGGUGCGGACACAGUGGCGCUGCUGGUGCCCAAGUCAUUGUUUACGGCUCUUCCUGCUUCGCGCAUCAUGCGGGUUUCUUCUCCUCGCUGUUAUAUAUUUACAUAGAUUACUCCGUCUAACCAUGAUUUUUAGAAUAAAAUGAUCUUAACUAAGUGACAUCGUAGUCCUGAACAACUCGACGGGAUCUGGGUGCAGACUAAACGGCUGUGUUUGAAGUAUUUCGCUUGGCCCAUCACCUUUUCAUUCAGUCUUCGACAUGGAUAAGAAGUCGUUUGACAUCGUCUUGGACGAAAUAAAAAAGUGUGUUUUGACAGAUCAGCGGAUCAAAGCCAUCGAGCAGGUGCACGGCUAUUUCUCCAGUGAGCAGGUGAUGGAGAUACUGAAGUACUUUUCAUGGGCAGAACCUCAGAUCAAAGCGGUGAAAGCCCUGCAGCAUAAAAUGGUGGCCAUCCCUACCACCAAAGUGGCCAACAUUCUCAACUGCUUCACUUUCUCCAAGGAUAGACUUGUUGUGUUGGAGCUGAUCGCUUUGAAUAUAUCAGACGCUCAGAACUAUCGGCCCGUGGAGGACAUGUUCCGCAUUCACCUGUCGGAGAAGAAACGGGCGCGGCGGAUACUCGAGCAAGUGUGUAAAGUGGGCUGCAAGGCUCCUGUGGCCAUGAUCUCCUCCUGCGGUAUAAUACCAGGAAACCCCUACCCCAAAGGCAGACCCAGCCUGGUCACUGGUUCAUUCCCGGGAAUCCCUCCUUUGAAGAAAGAGGCAGACAAGAAGGAGGACAGUUCCAACAGCAUGGAGGGGAAGGGGAUCGCUGCUCGGAUACUGGGACCCUACAAACCUUUCCCUGCGAGCUACAACCCUCACCGCCCGGUGCCGUACCCCAUCCCUCCGUGCCGCCCUCACGCCACCAUCGCACCAAGUGCAUACAACAACGCUGGCCUUGUUUCUCUGGGAGGGGUGGUUACAGCCAGCGCGCCCCCUCCCCCCUACACCUCUGCCCACAGACUCGCAGGCUACAGCAAACCGGGGAACCCCCAGGUCACCACGCCUGGAGUCAAAAGUGGGCCGCUGCUGAUUCCUCACGGAUCCACCCCGUCGACUCCGGCGCCCCCUCAGAGCGCUCCAGCCCAGCCUGCCACCCCCAUCACGCCAGUCUUCCCCGGCAUGGUGCCCUCACAUAACCCCAAGGCCUCGUCGCCGUCUCCUGCUCCGUCACCAUCUGUCAUCAAAGCUGGACCCCCGACUCCCGGACCCCCGACUCCCUCCUCCGUUAUCAAGGCCCACACCCCCUCUGGGACCCCGUGUGGGACUCCUGUUCCGGGCGGUGGCGGCUUUCAUGCGGCGUCCCGAUCCAACACUCCUGCUCCUCCCUCCGUCACCCCGGCUCAACAGAAGGUCUACCCCCAGCCUGCGGACCCUCCGGCCGGACCGGCCUUCCAGGGUCUGCCCGCACAGGCAGGUAACCCCUCAGGCACCGUCAUCCGCAGUUUCACCCCGGGAUCCUCCACCCCUGGACCCAAAGCCUCCUCGGCCCACGCUGCCUUUGGGCAGGGCCCUGUGGGCCCGGCCCUGGCCCGACCCAGCAGCCCGGUUCACUCGGCCUUCAAAGGAAGCUCUCGCUCUGGGACCCCCACCGUCAGCCCUCUGGUGGUGGCUGGCUCCGCUCACGCCCAGGCGGCGCUGGCCCGCUCUCUGGGGCUGGCUCACCCUUCAGGGUCCCCUCAAGUCUCGCUCCCGGGCCUGCAGGCGCUCUCCUCCAGCCCCGCCCCCGCCCACUACCCCGGCCUGCCCCCCAGCAGCCUCCCGCCCACCAGCAUCUACCCCUCGCCCGCCUCGCCCUUCGGCCUGAGCAUCAGCUCCGCCCCCUCUAUAUUCCCGGGCCUCCCGCCUGCCGCCAACCCCGUCGCCUUCCCGGGGCUGGCCGUCUCCGGAGGCCGCGGCGCCGCCAGCUUCAUGGCUCUGCCUGGAGCCGCGCCGCCUUCCGUCACGUCCGUGGCCCCUCUGCAGGCCGCCGCCGUGGCGGGGGUCCCGUCCUCGUCGCCGGUGCUGCCGGGCUUCGCGUCUGCCUUCAGCUCCAGCUUCCAGCCCGGGCUGAGCGCGGCAGGGCUGCAGGCCCAAGGUGGCGCCGGAUUUCCUAGCCUGCUGUCCUUCCCUGGGGUCCCGGGCUUCUCUACCUCUGCGGCCCCUGCUGCUCUCGGGGGCCUCCACAACCCCACGGUGCCGUCGGCUCUCCUCCAGGCUCAUCCGUCCUCGGCGCUGGAGAGUUUUCCUCCUCAACCCAACUACCCGGCGGCGCCCGGGAACCCCUUCCAGCUGCAGCCGGGCCUGCACCCCCAGCUGGGCUGGCAGUGAGGGCCGGGGCCCGGCCAAGUCUUGUGAAUGCC
Synchiropus splendidus (mandarinfish) is the source of this 2664-nucleotide messenger RNA. It is a transcript of the gene proser1, whose product is annotated as proline and serine rich 1. NCBI's taxonomy places the organism in Eukaryota, Metazoa, Chordata, Actinopteri, Syngnathiformes, Callionymidae. The record is from RefSeq and is a predicted model, not a curated record. The transcript has 12 exons. The coding region runs from base 539 to 2632 and encodes 697 amino acids.